Messenger RNA from Cooperia oncophora, 165 nucleotides. NCBI's taxonomy places the organism in Eukaryota, Metazoa, Nematoda, Chromadorea, Rhabditida, Trichostrongylidae. The record is from the annotation of a GenBank genome assembly.
AUGGGCUGGAAUAUGACCCUACACUCAUUUCUUACGCCUGCGACGAAGCGAAGAAUCCAGGAACCACUACCAUACCUAAUAAAUUCACGGGAGAAAGGAGUUUCCCAAGUGGUUCAAGACAGUCAAUUCGAUCCAAAGUACGCUCAGCCCUCAUGGCCGGCUUAA